AUGGCGUCGAAUACACAGCGUGCAUCAAACCGCACGACACUUGGUCGUCGGAAGGCCGCACGCUCAGUCGAUUUUGGCUUACUGGAGCCUAAUUAUAAAAAGGGGCGAUCGACAUACUCAGUCAUGUACUCUCUGAAACCUAAAGUUGUGGAUUUCGAUCAAGUUUGGGUGCAGCUCAGGCCAACUAUCAUCGAUAUUAUCAAUUUGGUACCAAUUUCAAACGUUCAGUGGCAUCACAAGUUCAGUGACGUCUAUGAUAUCUGUGUAUCAAUUCCCACACCAUUGAGCGAAAGACUGUAUCAAGAGGUGAAAGCUUGUAUUAAAGAGCAUGUCCAACAGAAACGAGCUGAAAUUCGUGAGGUUGAUCCUGAUUUGUUAAUCCAAGAGUAUAACAAAAUGUGGAACAUCUUCCACCAAGGAGCGAUCUAUAUCCAUCUUCUUUUCGGAUACCUAAACAAGCAGUUCGUUAGACAAAAACGGUGCACAGAUCUUGACAAUUUUGCACAAUACGCUGCUUUUCUCCAAAUUCCGGAUGUUAAAGAAAUCGGAUGUCUGGCACUUGAAAUCUGGAAAGAAGACCUCGUGAAAGAAAUUUUACCAGCACUUGUUAAGCUCCUUCUUGCCGCUAUUGACAGUGAUAGGAAAGGAAACUACCCACAAGUUGCAAAUGUUGUUUCCGGUGUAAUCAACAGUCUUGUCAAGAUGGAAGAAACUGCGUUUGAUGCACCACCAGAAGGUACAAGAUACAAAUCUCGCGAAUCGAUGACUGCUUUUUAUCAGGAAAAUUUCGAAAAACCAAUGCUGAAUGAUACAGAAAUCUAUUACUCUUCACUAGCACAAAAAAUGCUUGCCGAACUCAGUUGUAGUGCAUACAUGGAACAAGUUAUCAUAAUGUUGGAACAGGAAGAGAUUCGCGCAAAGAAAUAUCUACAUGAAUCAUCUGUAGAGAAGGUUAUCUCUCUUUGCCAAAGGGUGAUGAUCAAGGCUCACAAGGAAAAACUGCAUUCAGUAUGUCACGACUUGAUUACCAACGAAGAGAACAAGGAUCUCCGGAACAUGUACCGUCUUCUGAAGCCUAUUCAAGCUGGUCUAUCGGUUAUGGUCAAAGAGUUCGAGGAGUACGUCAAAGCGAAGGGACUGGAAGCUGUAUCAAGACUUUCUGGAGAUAAUGUUCCUCAACAAUUUGUUGAAAAUGUGCUGAGAGUUUACAACAAAUUCAAUGAUAUGAAAACAGUUGUAUUCAUGGAUGAUGGUGAAUUCUCAAGCGGUCUUGACAAAGCUCUUCAAGGCGUUGUCAAUUCUAAAGAAUUCGGUCAAUCUGUUCCAAAAGCAAGUGAGAGACUUGCUCGUUACACGGACAGUUUGUUGAAAAAGACAACGAAAGGAUUGUCAGAUGCCGAUCUGGAAACGAAACUUGGAAGUGCUAUUGUGAUCUUCCGUUAUAUUGAGGAUAAGGAUAUUUUCCAAAAGUUCUAUUCAAAAAUGCUCGCUAAUCGUCUUAUCGCUAGCACUUCUAUUUCAAUGGAUGCCGAAGAGCUGAUGAUUAAUAAACUGAAACAAGCAUGUGGAUACGAGUUCACUAGUAAGCUCUCUCGAAUGUUCACUGAUAUCGGGUUGAGUCAAGAACUUUCUUCCAACUUCGACAAGUAUAUAUCUGAAAUAAAGCCUUCUCGGCCAGGAACCAAGUUUGUUCCAACUCAGGCUCUCAUUCUUCAAGCUGGAAGCUGGCCACUUAACGCUCCUCAGUUGUCCACCAACGCAACAACUAAUCAGACGGCUCAAGAUGUCGCAAACUUCCACUUACCGAUGAUUUUCCAACCGGUCAUCCAGGAAUUUGAGACAUUCUACACCGGAAAACAUAACGGUCGUAAGUUAACAUGGUUGUACAACAUGUCACAAGGAGACGUCCGUUUGACAUAUCUCGACAAACAGUAUGUGGCCCAAAUGUAUGCGUAUCAAAUAGCUGCUCUUCUAUGCUUUGAAAGACGCGAUACCGUUGUCGUAAGAGAGAUUGGAGAAGAGAUCGGAGUGAGCGGAGAAUACCUUCUCAAAACGAUUCGCACAAUUAUCGAUGUGUCAAUUCUCAUAUGCGAUGAGCCAACUCUUACAAUCGAUUCUCCGUUGAAGCUAAAUCUUUCACUGACUUCAAAACGAAUGAAGUUCAGACUUCAAGCUCCUCAAGUGAACAAAGUUGUCGAAAAAGAACAGGAAGCAGUUGCAAACACAGUAACGCAAGACCGCAAAUACUACAUGGAGUGUGCCAUUGUGAGAAUCAUGAAGACACGAAAAGUAUUGAAACAUAAUGCUCUCGUUUCAGAGAUUAUGGAUCAAACCAAGAGUCGAUUUACACCGGAUGUCGCAUUCAUCAAGAAGAGUAUCGAAGAUUUGAUUGAGAAAAUGUACAUUCAAAGGACUGAUCAGAAUGAUGAAUACCAAUACUUGGCAUGA
Molecule: messenger RNA, 2448 nt
Organism: Caenorhabditis remanei
Lineage: Eukaryota; Metazoa; Nematoda; Chromadorea; Rhabditida; Rhabditidae
Exons: 9
Coding region: 1-2448 (815 amino acids)
Biological process (GO): SCF-dependent proteasomal ubiquitin-dependent protein catabolic process; protein ubiquitination
Cellular component (GO): SCF ubiquitin ligase complex; Cul2-RING ubiquitin ligase complex
Molecular function (GO): ubiquitin protein ligase binding
Source: RefSeq, a predicted model, not a curated record